This is a messenger RNA of Sabethes cyaneus, 2018 nucleotides long. RefSeq names its product esterase B1-like. Lineage: Eukaryota; Metazoa; Arthropoda; Insecta; Diptera; Culicidae. The record is from RefSeq and is a predicted model, not a curated record. The transcript has 5 exons. Bases 190 to 1935 code for a protein of 581 amino acids.
ACCGAGCGAACAUUGAGCGAAACCGUGUGCAAACGAUUUAACUUGUUUUGCGCGGCGCGUCUGCCAUUCCGACCAUUGAAUGCAGCAGCAGCAGCAGUAAAAUUCGUGACGGCGUACGCGGAGAGUGACCUCGGUGUGAAAUAUAUUGUUAAUUGGUAAUAAUGGACCGUUAAUAACAUCCAAUCAGAAAUGUUCGAAUUCGUGCUAACUGUGAUGAAGGUAGCGUUCAGCACCGCGGCGUUUUACCUCAAGGCAAAGCUGCUCAAGUUAUGGCCUCCGUCCGAUCGUCCGAUAGUAACGGUACGCCAAGGAAAACUUCGCGGUGUCACGGCAACGCUACCAAAUGGAUCGCGAUACCAUUACUUUAAGGGUGUCCCUUAUGCGAAGCACCCGCUUGGGGAACUGCGGUUUAGGCCUCCGGUCCCGCUGGAUGCCUUCUCAACGCCCGUCGUCGAGUGUCUGGUGGAUCGAAGUGAUUGCAUUCAAGAGGAUUUGUUCACAAAACGUGUCGUCGGCUCGGAGAAAGGACUAUACAUGAACAUAUACACGCCUGAUUUCACCGCUGAAGUUACCAGCGAGAAACGAAAGUUUCCCGUUAUGGUUUUCAUACAUGGCGGUGGUUUUCUGGCAGGAUCCGGCAGUAGCAUUGUUUACAAUCCGAUCUAUCUGGUUCAGGAGGGGGUGAUUGCGAUCGCCAUGAACUACCGCUUGGGGCCUUUCGGAUUUCUCAGCCUGCCGGAGGCAGGAAUUUACGGCAACGCCGGACUGAAAGAUCAAUUGCUAGUUCUCAAAUGGGUUAAAGAAAACAUCGUUCAAUUUGGUGGAGAUCCCGACAACGUGACGCUGUUUGGCGAGAGUGCCGGCAGUAUUUCCGCCUAUUUGCACUACCUAUCACCCAACUCGAGAAAGUACUUCCAUCGCGUUAUUUGCCAAAGUGGAAUUCCCAGCAGCGAAACAUUUUUCCAAACAUCUGGCAGUGUAAAAGCGCGAAAAUUAGCCGAGACUCUCGGUUACGUUGGUGACUCCGACGAAGAAGCAUUGCAAACACUGCUGAAAGCACCGGCCGCUGCGCUGGUUAAAAACCAGCACAAAGUCUUGACGAGUGAGGAAAAACGAAUGGGUGUGAAAUUUGCCUUUAUGCCGGUAAUCGAAGAUCAACUCAGCGAGGAUAGUAUAAUCACCCGGACCCCCGAGGAGAUCAUGAAAACAUUCGACACAUUCGAUAUGCCCAUCAUCGAUGGGUGCAACAGCGGCGAAGGCAUCCUGUCGCUCUUUCUGAUGAGUAGCCGAAUUCAUCUGGGAAACAGCGAGCCGGAACGGUUCGUUCCCCAGCUGCUGGGGUCUUCCGAGGAGCUGGAUCGUGUUGAAUUAGGAAAAUCCAUUCGGCAGUUCUACUUCGGUGAUCGGCCGGUUUCUAAAAGCACGUACGAUCAAAUUAGUGACGUGAUGUCGGAUAAUUAUUUUAUCACCAAUUCGCUGAUCAGCGCAGAAUGGAUGGCAAAGUAUCAACCGAGAAUACCGCAUUAUCACUAUCGGUUUACCUUUGAUGGCCGGUUUAGCUUUGCGAAGCGGCUGUUCAACCAAACUCAAACCAAAGGGGCUUGUCAUGGUGAUGAUUGUUUUUACAUUUUCUGUCCCUACUUUUUACCUAACCUUCCGGAUAACAGCGCGGAAUGUCGAGUACGCAACACGUUCGUGAAACUAUGGAGUAAUUUUGCCAAAUAUGGGGAUCCUACGCCAGAUGACAGCGAGGAAACAAACGAAAGCCUAGGCGUCAAAUGGAAGCCCAUUGCUAAAAUGAACGAACAUUCUAAUGACUUUAGCUUAGACUGUUUGGAAAUCGAUACCAAUCCAAGAAUGAUUCAAAAUCCAUACCCGGAACGGAUGAAGCUCUGGAGGGAUCUGCUAAAACGGUACAGAAAAGGAUUUUUGUAAAGUGGUAAUAUUCAUGUGAUCAUAGGGUAUGUAGCGGUUAAGAAUGUUCAUUCGAUGUUCAUGUAAAUAAGGGUAGAAUUAAA